This is a messenger RNA of Sinocyclocheilus grahami, 1947 nucleotides long. RefSeq names its product ALG3 alpha-1,3- mannosyltransferase (gene alg3). Gene Ontology annotation, cellular component: endoplasmic reticulum. The coding region runs from base 27 to 1331 and encodes 434 amino acids. The transcript is spliced from 9 exons. Lineage: Eukaryota; Metazoa; Chordata; Actinopteri; Cypriniformes; Cyprinidae. Gene Ontology annotation, molecular function: dol-P-Man:Man(5)GlcNAc(2)-PP-Dol alpha-1,3-mannosyltransferase activity. The record is from RefSeq and is a predicted model, not a curated record.
AAUACACUUCACCGAAGGCGGCAAACAUGGCAGGAGGAAAGAAGAAAUCCUCGACUCUACCAUCAAGAAUUCCGAAAACACUUUCCUCCACAUGGCAGGACAAACACAUGGUGUUGUUCAAAGCAGAGUACACGUUCUUGGUCACGGCCGUCCUUUGGUUCCUGGAAAUUGGGAUUAACAUAUGGGUGAUCCAAAGAGUUGCAUAUACAGAGAUCGACUGGAAGGCGUAUAUGGAUGAGGUGGAGGGAGUUAUUAAUGGCACAUAUGACUACACACAGCUGAAGGGCGACACGGGGCCGCUGGUGUAUCCAGCUGGUUUUGUGUAUAUAUUCACUGGGCUGUAUUAUCUUACUGAUCAUGGACAGAAUAUUCGUUUGAGUCAGUACGUGUUUGCUGUGUUCUACCUCAUCACCCUCCUGCUUGUGUUCCGCAUUUACCAUCGCACCAAAAAGGUUCCUCCAUAUGUGUUCUUCUUCAUCUGCUGUGCUUCGUAUCGAAUUCACUCCAUUUUCGUCUUGCGUCUCUUUAAUGAUCCGGUGGCCAUGAUGCUGUUAUUCGGAGCCAUCAAUCUCUUCCUGGAUGGCCGCUGGACUCUAGGAUGUGCUCUCUACAGUUUAGCUGUGUCUGUGAAGAUGAAUGUUCUGCUCUUCGCUCCUGGUCUCCUUUUCCUUCUGCUGUGUGAGUUCGGUCUAUGGAAAACUUUACCUAAACUCACUCUCUGUGCUGUCAUUCAGCUGGUAUUGGGACUGCCGUUCCUCUUGGUGAACCCUGUUGGGUAUGUUAGCCAGGCCUUUGACCUGGGCAGGCAGUUUCUUUUUAAGUGGACGGUGAACUGGCGUUUUCUUCCUGAGGAUGUGUUCUUGAGUCGAUACUUCCACCUGGUUCUGCUUCUGGCUCACAUUACCACGUUACUUCUGUUUGCGCUGAAGAGAUGGAAGAGGUCUGGGAACAGUAUUUGGUCUGUUCUAACAGAUCCGUCUGAGAGAAAAGAGACUGUACACAAGCUCAAUGCUGAUCAGACAGUUCUGGUUCUUUUCACUUCUAAUUUCAUUGGCAUGUGCUUCAGUAGAUCUCUGCAUUAUCAGUUUUAUGUCUGGUACUUUCAUACGCUGCCGUAUCUGUUGUGGAGUGGAGGAGUCAAGAAACUUGCCCAUCUGCUCAGGGUGUUGAUUCUGGGUCUGAUAGAACUGUCCUGGAACACGUAUCCGUCCACUAACUACAGCUCUCUAUCACUGCACGUCUGCCAUCUCAUCAUCUUGCUCUGUUUGUGGCUCAACCCGACUCCAGCUCUUCUGUCUCAGAAGUCAGAGAACAAGGCUAAGCGCCACUGAGCCCUGGCCUGCCCAGGGCACUCGCUGUGUGGGAUGAUCCCUGUCCUCCAGCUCCUGUCUGCAAGCUCCUGUACCAGAGGGACACAUAGGGGCGGCCAGGGACCUGUGCCCUGAGUCUGAUGCUGAAACGGUAUCGGGGGGUUUUGUUAAUGGAGGUAGUGUGAUGUUACUAUUUGGGGGUUUCAGAGAGUUUACAAUGCUUCUCAGGUUUCUUAAGGACUAAUGUGAUGCUCAGUCUGGGAUGUCGGAGUGUGAAAUGUGAAUGGAUCUGUAUUGGAAGGACAUUUAUAAAAGUUACAAAUUUCUAUGCAGCUUAUCAACACAGUUGACCUUUGAGACCUUGAGGAUCUCUUCUUGUUGGCCAAUGGACUCAUUCAGGACAGUUUAUUUGAACAAGAUGUUAUAUAUAACAGAAUAUCUCUGCAUUUCAACAUUAAGCUCAUUCAUAAUUAUUCAGGGGUUUGUUUUCGUUUAAAUGGGUAGUCAAAAAUGAAAAUUGUGUCAUCAUUUACUCACCCUCAUGUCGUUCCAAACCUGUAUGACUUACUUCUGUGGAACAUGAAGGUAUUUUAAAGAACUUGUAUGUACCAUUGUAUGGGGGGAAAACACAUACAGG